UAAGUCGGUGCUGUUUGGUUUGCUUCAUGUUGUAGUCUAAUAUAAGGUUUAUAAGUACAAUAAAACAUUGCAUCUAUAUUCUGGAGGACAGAAUACAAGGGCUACAUUAGAUGUAGGUUAAUUAUGUGAUAUCUAAGCACUCUCCCUCCGGAUGUGUCGUUAGUCAAACAGACUGUGACCGGAGCUGGCGGACACCGGGGGAGUCGGAUUUCCCUUCAUAUCACACAGGAUUCUCGCGGCAACACGAGACCAGCAAACCCCAGAGUUCAUCAUCGUCAUCAUGUCGGUGGCGUCCUCCCUCCAGUUAUGCAGGCUCAUGCGGCCAGACGACGCAAACAUCGUGGGCAACGUCCACGGCGGCAUCAUCCUCAAGAUGAUCGAGGAAGCUGGGGGCAUUGUCAGCACGCGACACUGCAACACACAGAGCGGGGACCGUUGUUUGGCGGCUCUGGUUCGGGUGGAGAAGACAGAGUUCCUGUGCCCCAUGUUCAUCGGCGAGGUCGCCCAUGUCUCCGCAGAGAUCACGUACACCUCCAAGCACUCACUGGAGGUGCAGGUCAACGUCAUGGCUGAGAACAUCCUCACAGGUGCCAAAAAGCUGUCCAACAAGGCAGCGCUGUGGUACGUCCCCUGCUCUCUGCAAAACGUCGACAAAAUCACGAAGGUGCCGCCAAUUAAGUAUGCAAGUGAAGACCAAGAGGAGGAGGGCAGGAGGCGCUAUGAGGCUCAGAAGAUGGAGAGACUGGAGACAAAAGCAAAGAUUGAAGAAGUGGUGCCAAUGCCACCCAACCCAGAGGAUCCACAGAAAGAGCAGUACACUGUUGGCUUUAGCCAGUCCAGCCUGAUCCAUUUGUUGGGUCCUUCUGACUGCACGCACAACUACGUUCAUGGAGGUGCUACCAUGAAGCUGAUGGAUGAGGUUGCUGGCAUUGUGGCAGCUCGGCACUGCAACACCAAUGUUGUCACAGCCUCUGUCGACGCCAUCAACUUCCAUCGCAAGAUCAAGAAAGGCUGCGUGGUGACGGUGACUGGGCGGCUCACAUUUGUCAGUAACAAGUCUAUGGAAAUUGAAGUGUUGGUAGAUGCUGCUUCGCUGGUGGAGGCAGAGGGAGGGAAAUAUCGUGCAGUCUCGGCCUUCUUCACCUUCAUCUCCCUGGAUAAGUUCAAUAAGCCUCUGCCCGUUCCUCCUCUUAAGAUUCAAGGAGAGGAAGAGCAGAGACGUUUUGAGGAGGGCAAAGCACGGUACCUCCAGAAUAAAGCAAAGAGACUUGCAGAUAAGGAGCGCCAACAGUGAUGCUGCUGCCUGCGAGAACAGGAUAUCAACUCUGCACAACACAUGUCUAGUAUGAAGGAAAUAAAAGCCCUCUCUCCUGUUCUAUAAUUGUAGCCUCCUGUAGCCUAAACCUGUGAUUAUUCUCUUCUGUGCUAUGCACCAAAGUGUCUACUUUCUGCUGUAUAUGUAGGUAACAGUACAUACUUUAUUUUGGGGAGAUUUUAAUUAGUGUAUGAAGAAUAUUCAUGUUCAGUGCAAAGUAACAUCUGACUAUGUAGAUUCAGUGUCAGAAUAUGUUAUUAAUCCCAAUAGGGUAAUUUAUUUAUGCAGACUACUUACUAAGAGAAAUGAGAGAAAUAACAUAAUCAACAUAAUCAUCAAACAACAACAACAAGCAGUGACAACAGCACAGAUUAGCAGCUAGUAAGAAGAAGGAGGCACUUCCCUGAUGCAGUGGGGGAGGCUGCACGUUGGCUUACGUCAGCAUUCAGUAGCCUGAUUGCAGAGGGAAUAAAGAAAUUUGCAUAUCUAUUUGUUUUCCGGGCUGGUGCAUAAUAGCACUGACCUGAAGGCAUAAUUACAAAUUCCUUGAUCAAGCUGUGGUCAGGCUGACUUAAUAUCCUCUCUGCUUUCUUGACCACUUGCCUCCUCCAAAGUGAACACAGGUUUUUUUUGUUGAACUUCAGUAAUCUUGGAGCAGACCAUAACAAUAUUUCACAGGCCGGCCCUUGUAUCAGCACACAAAUGAAAAUGUUUAAGACUCACAAUAAGAGUAUGAUUAAAAAUGUACAUAAAAUUACCUUGCAUACCCCAAAUGAGUUCAACUUCCUAAGCAAAUGGAUUCACUGGUGACCUUUGUUUCUGAAAUCUGUAAUAAGUUUGUUUGUUUUAGCCACAUUUAAGUCAAUUGUCAUCACACCAUUUAACAAAUUCGGGAAGAGUACAGCCAUGGUCAAAUUAGUGGCCCAGGAGAAGAAACAACCAGAGCACUGUUUUGCUUUAAGAAGACUUCUGAGAAUAAAGACUUCAUGAUAAAUGCCAGUGCAAAGCGAUAGUUUGAGCACGAGGAAAAUGAUGAAUAAGUGACUAAAUAAUAAUGAAUAAAAGAUCUGAGCGUGAGUCUGAUGCUCUCGCCUUGUGUCCUUGCUCAUUUGAUGAUGAUGUCAUUGUCUUGGCAGAGAGGGCACACGUUAUCCAUCUUUUGAGCACUGUGUUUUUUUUUUUGAGGAGAAAUUAGAGGAGCUUGGGGGCUUUGACUCGCCUCUCCCCCACAUCCCCUGCCUCAUCCCCCAUCCUUUGCUUCCUCUUUGUCUGUUGCACUCUUGACUCCAGUAUUUGUGCUGCCUUACCAUGCUCCCCUUUCCUUCUCAUCGUGUCCUCAUCUAUCUCCAGUCUUUUGCUCCUCUCAGUCACUCUCUUUGUCCCUCUGUCUCCUCCAUUCUUCUCCCUGGCUCUCUCUUUCUUUGUCUUCAGAUAAGAUAUGAUGAGGACUCCUCUCAGCCUGAUAGGAGCCAGAACUGGGACAAAAUGUGUUCUGUAUGUGCAUCUAUUUCUUUGUAUGUGUAAUGGUUUUCUGUGCGUACUCGCAAAGAAGGACCACAAGGAUAAAUCGGGGCCAGCAGUAGCCAGUGAGAAAUCAGUAUACAUAUAAUCGUGCCAGGACUGAAACACUUAUUAAUCUGUCUUUAAAAAGAAAAACAACUCUUGUUCAAAUAUUUAGCAGGACUGGUUUUUCAUUUCUGUAACACUCUUAGUCUUCAACCUGAUUUUUAUCAGUACCUGGACAACUCUGCAACAGAUGGCAAGGACUAAUUUGAAAACCACAUGAAAUUAAAAGAUGAAAGCCCAGACAGAGAGAGAGCUCUGUGAAGACUAGAGAGCUGCAGGUCUGAACAUAAACAAAAUGCCUUCUUGUUUAGGCCAUUGUUUUUCCUCACUCUGUUUUUCAUGCAAGACAAACCGAUUUGGCACUGGAUCUUGAAGGUUAUUGUUUUAUUUGUUUGGCCCUCCAGCAUAAUCCAAAUAUAUGUGAUUUUCAUUUCCCCUCUGAAAAUAAAGUUAGGCUCAAGCUGCACUGGGGGGAUAUUAUACUGUAUAUCUAACCCCAGUGAAGUCGAGGUGUCCUGUGGGAAGAGAAGAGCACAGGGACAUCUUAGAUGGUAAGACCCCUGGGAUAUAUGAGCUUACUGAAAAGAGCAUCUGCCUGAUACAAUAUCAGUACAGGCAUGUUACAUUCAAAACCAAGUGUCAUUUCUAACCCUUAACAACUAUGUUCUUUACUGUCUUCAGCCCUUUCAGCUGGUAGCAUCUGACUUUUGUACAUACAGACACAAUAUGGUAACCAUGGUUCUGUGGAAAAGACUUGAAAUGGAAGCAAUGGCAUUAUCAUAGAUAGAUGUGGAAACAAAAAUGUUGACAUCUGUUUUAAGUUACAACAUUGAAGUCCCCAGUUUUGGUGCCUGAUCACAUAGGUGAGAUAUACUCAGAACACUUGAGACAACGUACAGUCUCUGGA
This is a messenger RNA of Monopterus albus (swamp eel), 3788 nucleotides long. RefSeq names its product acyl-CoA thioesterase 7 (gene acot7). NCBI's taxonomy places the organism in Eukaryota, Metazoa, Chordata, Actinopteri, Synbranchiformes, Synbranchidae. Gene Ontology annotation, biological process: acyl-CoA metabolic process; fatty acid catabolic process. The transcript is spliced from 10 exons. The coding region runs from base 281 to 1294 and encodes 337 amino acids. Gene Ontology annotation, molecular function: long-chain fatty acyl-CoA hydrolase activity. Gene Ontology annotation, cellular component: cytosol; cytoplasm. The record is from RefSeq and is a predicted model, not a curated record.